CAUCCCGUCAUCGACGACCUCUCCUCCGUCGGCAGAUGCACGCGCUCUGCAGAACCGGCGUCGUGUAAUGUCGCCAUGCGCGUGGCCAGCCUCGGCACUGCUGGGCAAGGGCUGGCAACGCCUGCCCCUGCUCAGCGGCCCCUCAAUGCCGUCCCUUAAUGCCGUCAUCACCAAGUUCAACGGCCAACAACGCUCGUCGUACGCCGUCCUCGCCGGUGGCGCGCCGCGCUUCCAGGUCUUCAAUCGCCGCACAAAGUGGCUCCAGAAGGAGCGCGCGGCCUCAAAGCCUGAAGAGGGCCGCCAGGCCGACUACCUAAAGGACGAAGUCGCCCUGCGGCUCACGGAUCGGCUGCUGGUGAGCGCGCGCUGUUCGGCCUAUUUAAUUUCAUGGCAUCAUGGCAUCACGAGACACAUGCCCGUCGUGUGCUGACACCCCGUCUCCAGGACAUCAACCGGCACUUCCCCCGCGUCCUCGACCUCGGGGCCAACUCGUGCAACAUUGCGCGGGCUCUGGUCCAGGAGAACCCGGACCAGGAUCCUUCACAGCCGGAAUCACCGCCGCUGGCGACGCGGAUAUCAGAGCUCGUGGCCGCCGACUCGUCCGAGGCCCUUCUAUACCGCGAUGCGGACCUCGACUUCAACAAGAAGCUCAACAUCACGCGACAGGUGCUCGAAGACGAGGAGACCCUCCCCUACGAGGCAGAGUCGUUCGACCUGGUCUUGAGCUCCCUGAGCAUGCACUGGAUCAACGACCUCCCCGGCAUCCUGUCGCAAAUCAACCACGUCCUCAAGCCGGACAGCCCCUUCAUCGGGGCCAUGCUCGGCGGGGAUACCCUCUUCGAACUGCGCACGUCCCUCCAGCUCGCAGAGCAGGAGCGCAGAGGCGGCAUCUCCCCCCACGUCUCCCCGCUGGCCGACGUCCGGGAUGUGGGCGGCUUGCUCCAGAAGGCCGGCUUUAAGAUGCUGACCGUCGACGUCGAUGACAUCAUCGUCGACUACCCAGACACCUUUGCGCUGAUGCAAGACCUGCAAUCCAUGGGCGAGAACAAUGCCAUCCUCGGUCGCGAGAUGGCCCCAAUCAGACGGGAUGUGCUCAUGGCCAACGAAGCCAUAUACAGGGAGCUACAUGGAAACCCGGACGGAUCCAUCCCAGCAACCUUUAGGAUCAUAUACAUGAUUGGUUGGCGCGAGGGGGAGAACCAGCCGAAACCGCUUGCAAGAGGAAGCGGCGAGCUGAACCUGAAGGAUAUCUUGGAAAAGAAGUAAGUGCCCCGUGGGGCGCGGAGCGCUGUACCAACAGGCAUCAAAGACGAUGCCAGACGACCAUGGUGUAUGUAGAAUAGUGGGGGGAAACGCCGAGUGCCCUGCAGCGACUCUACAUCUUUUGCUGUCCAUCCGUAUAACAUGCGCCAUUUCACCAUCUGCCAACACGCCCGCCCCCCUCUACACCCUGCGCCAGUCCGUCAUUGUCCGCCCAAUGCAGCCCAGGCCAGCUACGUCC
Messenger RNA from Purpureocillium takamizusanense, 1501 nucleotides. RefSeq lists its product as uncharacterized. The record is from RefSeq and is a predicted model, not a curated record. Gene Ontology annotation, biological process: mitochondrial respiratory chain complex I assembly. Lineage: Eukaryota; Fungi; Ascomycota; Sordariomycetes; Hypocreales; Ophiocordycipitaceae. The coding region runs from base 388 to 1266 and encodes 292 amino acids. Gene Ontology annotation, molecular function: S-adenosylmethionine-dependent methyltransferase activity. The transcript has a single exon. Gene Ontology annotation, cellular component: mitochondrion.